UUAACAUGUGAAUUAGUUCGAGUGGAAUAAAAGUUAUCGGUGGAUGCUGAUGCUCGUUUCACGCAAAAUUUGUGCAAUUCUUAAAAAAUUUAAUUUCACAAUCAUUUUAUAUCACUUCACAAAAAAAAAAGACCAAUUAUUUUAAAUUACCAUGAAAUUUUGACAGAUCGAAAGUUAGAAAUAAACCAAUAAAAACAAUUUCUUCUUCUAAUAAUCAUUUAAAGUGAUAUAUCGAAAUACUAACCAACAUUGAAGAGACAACUGUUUUUCUUUCUUCUGCGUUGGCCUUCUCUAAAUAAUAACUUUUAUUAAAUUUGAUUGGUCACAGUAAAGUUAAAAUUGAUUAAAGUCAUAUAAAAUACGAAUUGGCAACAUUUGUUUAAACGAAUCAAGGAAUAUUUAUCGUUUAUUUGAUAUAAUCAAAGAUUAAAUGAGAAUUGACGUUUUGAACUUAAUAUUUAUAACACGAUUGUACAUACCUCAGUUAUGUUUUUAUUAAGACGUUUUCAAAAGACGUGCUUAUGAAUACUAUCUUUUACUUUCACAUGUAUAAUUUUGGUAUACCUGACUAAUAAGAUGGUGUAGGAGUGGUAGCCCCUCUGAUCUAUUCGUGUACUACGUUUAUGGUAAAGUUCAAGUGAAUAAAUUCUGAAUAUGAUCGGCGAUUUUGCUAUUUUUUAAUAACAGAAUCGUAGAGAACAUGGAACUUAUAUUCUGUUGGUUUUCGACAAUAUCUAAUAUGAAAUUUAUCGAAUUAUUAUUUGCAAAAAUAUUUUCGAUUAAAGAUUAAAUACGAUAUGUUAUUGACUAUCUUUCGAUAAUAGUUACAGUACAAAAGAUAAUUUCUUAUGCUCGUGUUUUAAGCUUUUUUAAAAAAAAUGCCGUUAGCCUAAUUAUUGAGAACUACGAGAUUAAGAAAAAGAAAUUUAAUAAAUUAUUCUAUCUAAUAAAUAUCUUAUAUUAUCAAAAAAUAAUAUAGUGAAGUAAAACUCGUGAAGUUAAUUAUGAUUUCACAAAGAGAAGAACCUGUAUGGUCUAAUAUAGCUAUUCGUAUGUUUAUAAAUACAAUAUCCCAUCCAAUCGAAUAUGCAAAGGUUUUGAUACAGAUUGGUCAUGAACCUAUUUCACCACGUCCAACAGUGACAUUAUUUGGAAAAUCAGCAUUAGCUUUACCUAACGUUUUUCAAUAUGUUAGGUAUAUAAAAAAUGUUGAUGGAUUUAGUGGAUGUUAUCGGGGACUUGUACCCAAACUUUGUGCAUAUACUAUCAGUGCAGUAGCCUUUGAGAAAACUUCUGAAUGCAUUUCGUUCAGUGGUGAACCUGAUCAAAAUAUUGACGAUGAGGAAUUAUUAGAACCAGAAAGGCGUACUAAAUGUAUUCAUGAACUUAUACGGGAUUUACUUAGUAGAAUGGUGGGAAUCAUAGUAAGCCAUCCAUUAGAUGUAAUAAUGUUAAGAAUGAUGGCCCAAUUUGUAGGUGGUGAAAUGAAAUAUAAUGGAUUGAUUAGAUCGUUUAUAGAAGUAUACAAGGAGAAUGGAAUUACAGGAUAUUAUGCAGGAUUAGUACCACGCCUAAUUGCAAAUGCUGCAGUAUUAGUUCUUGUCAGUUCAUCAACUUAUGUCAUUAAUAAAUAUGUCAUUCGUGAUCAAGAAUUAAAGACUUAUACAGCUUCUACUAUGAAAUUUUUUGCAACAACCGUUACAUAUCCAUUUUUGGUAGUAUCUCAUUGCAUGGCAGUAAAUAACUGCGGAUUGGUUGCUGGUCUUCCUCCAAAUAUGCCAAUUUAUAAUAGUUGGUUGGAUUGCUGGUCUCAUUUAUCAAGUAUCAAUCAAUUGAAAAGAGGCAGUAGUCUUUUAUGGCGCUACUAUACAGAUCCUCAAGUAGUAAGUUUGAACUGUAAUUUACCUACUAAAGCUGCAAUAUGAAUGUGAAUAAUGAACAGAAUGCAUUUAUUAAUAAUAUAUUAUAUAUACUUAGUUUCUAAUUAGUAUUUAAUAAUUGAAAGUGAAUAUUACCAAAAUUAUUCUAUACUAUACAAUGUUGAUGUUGAAAUAUUUUAAUAAAAAGAAAAAGAAAGAACUAUAUUUAUAAAUAUUUAAUUUGUUUUCAAUGGUUAUAUAAAGGUUAAUUCCCUACAUAAUAUUUUGCUAUGCUCAAGUAAUAAAAUAAAUAAAUCAAAAAAUAUAUUUUAUUCACAAUAACAACUAAGAUACACCACUUGUUUUUUCGUCAAUCCUUCAACAAUACUAUUUUGACAUUAAUAUUACUGUAUGCAAUAAUUAUCUUAUAUUGUAAAGAUACAUAUUUAUUCCUUAAAUUUUCUUAAUGUUUUUGAGUAUAAUUAAUGUUAAGAAGUAUUAUGUUUGACCUUUUGUUACAUGAAAAAUAUAAAUGCAACUGUGUACUUAAAAUGUUGCUAAUAUGAAAAUUGUAAGCAUUGUAAAAUAUUAUAUAAUACACAUAUAACAGCUGAUAUUGAAAAAAUUACUUUAGAUAACAUAUUUUUUGAAGAAUUGGGCAAUCUUUAAGUGCUAUAUGCUUUAAAUAUCUGGUCCACUUAUGAUUUUUAUGCACUUUAUCGAUUUUAACUGUUGUUGAUAUAAAAAAAUUACAUUCGUCAUAAUUUACUUUAAUAUCGUUUGGUUUUCAAGUUCUGUUCUUUCUUUUUAAGUUCUGUUUUAGGAAUGUUAUAUUUACUGAUGGCAUUAUAGUUUUUCACUAUAAGUUAUUGAAGAUUUUGCAUUUUGCACUUUGAACAAUUAAAUAAGUCAUAUUGAUUGGAAAUACAUCAAAUAAAAAUAGAAGAUCAUUGGUCAUUUUAUUAUCUUUUUUAAAUAUAUUAAAUUUGCACAAUUAAUACAAUUUUUAUGAUAUUUGUAAUAGUUUAUACAUGUAUUUCAAAAAUUAUAAUGUCCAAUGAUCUUUUACUUUACCUAAUACUUGAUAUUAUAAUAUACAACUUGUACAGUUUUUGUUUCUUAAAAAUAUAUGAAUUUGCAUAUUUUAUAAUAUGAGAAUCUGCACUUUCUAAUUCUUUGAUUACAAUUUUUAUUUUUUAUAUAUGAGCUUGUUUUAUAAGAGAUAUAUCUGCGAAUGCAUUGUCAUACAAUUUUAUGGCAUUGGAUUAUCCAGAUUCAUACAACACGAUAAACAUUUAAUAUUUGAUCAACAAAUUUUACUUAUGCUAUUAAAUAUAACAACUAAUUGUUAUAAGAUCUGUUCAUGUAUUGGAAUGUUUAUAAACUAAAAAUAGAAGUGUAUAUCUUAGUUCAACACUCACAACAGCAAGUAUAUCAUUUCAUGUCUAAAUAGUAUAGAGGAAAUAUAAUACUAAACUGUCCAUUACUCACAUUCUUUAGUGAAGAUUUGAUGCAACUUUUUCAUUGUAUUUAACGACUUUCACAUAUCUUUAAGGAUACUAUUUAUUUACAAAAGUAUACUUCUUAUAGUGUAUGAAUAAUUGAAAAGAAAAACUUAGAUGUAAUCAAAUUUUAAUAAUCCUACGGCAGUAUAAUACUUAAUUUAAAACAGGAUUUUAUCCAUAAAUAUAUUAACUACUUCAUAAGAUUAUCUUAACUUAGAAAUAAAAAAGGUAGAUAAAAAUUUCAGAUCUAGCAUUAAAAUAUAAAUAUGAGAUAUAUAAAACAAUAGAUUUCAUGGAAUUAAAGAUAAAUUAAGUGUUUAUCAAUUUUAAAUCUGCAAAAAAAAAAAAAGACUGCUACUGCAAUGCUUGGUGCUUUUGCAUUGUUUAAAGCAAAAUAUGUUGUAUGAUACAUUAAGGUGAUAAAAUUACUAAAUUUAAGCAUUAAAAAUAAAUUAAUGGUACAUUUCUUUCUAUUAUAAUCAUUGUUACAGCAGCAUACUUUCUUACUUAAAGUUACUAGAUGCAAAUAAAUAAAUAAUAUUUGAUCUACUAUGAUUAAGUUAGACACAAACUUUUCGUUUUUUCUAUUAAUUACUUGUUUUUAACUUGUUAGCUGCUUUCUGCAUAUUAUCUUUCUGAUUAUUAUCAAUAGUACUCAACUGAAUGUUGUGAACAAUAUAAUAUUUGGAAUGCAAAUGAAAUGAAAAUUCUGAAUGCUAAUAAAGCAAGGAAUAUCAUUUUCAUAGUGCUAGGAACAUAGUAAUUAUAUAUUAAUUUUUCAUUGCUUCAUAUUUAUACUUCAUUGUCUUUUGUCAUUGUCAAUGAAGAUUAAUUAAUUUUAAAACUAAGUUUUAAUUAAACUUUUUUAAUUGAUAAAUUGAUUAGAUGUACCAUGUAAUAUUAUAAUU
Molecule: messenger RNA, 4272 nt
Organism: Vespa velutina
Lineage: Eukaryota; Metazoa; Arthropoda; Insecta; Hymenoptera; Vespidae
Product: mitochondrial carrier homolog 2-like
Exons: 10
Coding region: 1005-1925 (306 amino acids)
Source: RefSeq, a predicted model, not a curated record